UGUCCAGACUGUAACGUGUCGCCCAUGCGUUGAACCACCUUGGAUACCUGGAUACCUGGAUACCGCAUACGACAACGCAGAGACAGAAGAUACGGCAUAGGAUGGCGUCUAGGACCGUGAGGUUCAUCUCAGGAGCCGACCAGAUGGUCAUCUGUCCAUAUGACCACCAUCAUGUUAUCCACAGCCGAAACCUAGGCAAGCACAUCCGGAAGUGCCGGAAGAACUACACAGGGCCAGAGUUGGCGGUCUGCGCCUUCAGUGCUGUGCACAUAAUGCCCCCCCAGGAACUUCUCGCACACCAGGCCAGCUGCCCAUAUGCCAAGUAUGAUGUCUAUGCCGCGGCUCCCGAGUAGGAAUGAGCUCCAGCAGAGAGAAACUCGAGAAACCCACCAAAACCAAGCCCGAAGGGAAGUAGAAACGAAACGGAAGGCCGAGUACUAGUGUAAAAGGCGAAGUGCUGAGAAAGGGGGCAUCUCGGAAAUAAACCAAGCUAGCUAAAAACAAAAUGCUAAACAUACUGGACAGUCUAAGGAAUACAUUAAAAGUGCUCAAAAUCUGUUAACUUAACUACAUAAAAGUGGUAAUCAUCAUAGGAAACAAUGACAGGAAUAAGCUUUUAAGCAAGAUCUAGAUCAUAAACCUAAACCUACUGAACAAUGUAAUAAAUGCAUAAAAGGGCGGCUACGUCUUAACAACAGAAAAGUAUUCAUGAUCAUAGAAAACAAAGGCAGCAAGCUAACUAAAAACUGAUUUUAUAGAACUUUAGAUACAUGGCAGUUCAACCACAUGUCUGACGUGGAA
Branchiostoma belcheri (Belcher's lancelet) is the source of this 801-nucleotide messenger RNA. RefSeq names its product protein D7-like. The record is from RefSeq and is a predicted model, not a curated record. The transcript is spliced from 4 exons. The coding region runs from base 102 to 353 and encodes 83 amino acids. NCBI's taxonomy places the organism in Eukaryota, Metazoa, Chordata, Leptocardii, Amphioxiformes, Branchiostomatidae.